UUUUAGUGAACCCCUGCAACAGGCCCCUACCAGCCGCCGCAUUGCGGGUGGAUUGACCGUGUUAUCGCUGUUGGAAUUAGGGCUAAUCAUUCUUGCAGUGUAUCCGCCAAGAUGGAUAAGAAAUUGAAGAAAAGGCCUUUUAAAGUCUCGAUCGAAGGAAAUGUUGGAUGCGGCAAAUCUACUCUCAUUGACUAUUAUAAACAAUUCCCGGAAAUGGAUGCUUACCCCGAACCAGUUGCUGAGUGGAGAAAUUUUCAUGGGCACAAUUUAUUGCACCUCCUUUACUCUGACCCUGAUAAAUGGAACUUCCCCUUCCAACAUAAUGUUCAGUUGUCACGAUUGAAACAGCAGACCAAAGAUACUGACAAAGCUGUUCAAAUUUUUGAGAGAUCUCUCCAAAAUAACAUACACUGUUUCGUAGAAAUGGCUCAUGACGAAGGGGUUCUGACAGAUCCUGAAUACACGGCAAUGUGUGAAUGGUGUAGGUGGAUAGAAAACAACAUGGACAUUGGCUUGGACUUAAUCGUUUAUUUGCGAAGCAGUCCUGAAAUUGUAUAUGAAAGAAUGUGUCGCAAAGCGAGACCUGAAGAAAAACCAGUGUCAGUAGAGUACCUUACUGUGCUUCAUGCAGCAUAUGAAAAAUGGUUAAUGCAAACUGACUCUGCCUCGUUACCUUCCGCGGUUCUAUUGGAAACAAAUGGAGGAAAACACAAAGGCUUGGAUCGCAUCAUGCCCGACCUGUCAAAGAGUAAAACCUCGCAACUGCUUCCCCGCUGGACUGAUGACACCGGCGGCCAUUGAACCAUACCCCUUCAGAAAAUGCUCAAUAGACGUAGCUCAAUGCUCAGUGUCAAAACUAAGAAACCGAUAUAUAGUCGCGAUCAUAUGCCAUUUCGCAAAAUGUCUUUACGCGGA
Molecule: messenger RNA, 915 nt
Organism: Bemisia tabaci
Lineage: Eukaryota; Metazoa; Arthropoda; Insecta; Hemiptera; Aleyrodidae
Source: RefSeq, a predicted model, not a curated record